UCUGCCACACUCAACAUGGCGGCGGCGGGGUCCUGCCGUGGCGCCUGAGGGUGUUGCGAACGUCGCGUUCCACUCCAGUCAUGGCGGCCUCGGGACAGGCCGUUGGCAACGAGGCUCAGGAGAUAUGCAGUUUGGAUCGGAUUUUGGAGGCAUUGAAGCUGCUGCUGAGCCCGGGAGGAUCAGGCUCAAGUUCACUACAGGUCACAAAACAUGAUGUCUUGUUGGCUACUUUAAAAGCUAACCUGUUUGCUUUGGAGGACAAGUUUCUGAAGGAUCCUCAGUGGAAAAAACUGAAACUCCUAAGAGAUCAAAUUGCUGAUAAGGCAGAGUGGCCACAAAACUCUGUAGAUGUCACUUGGAGCUUUACCUCUCAAACCUUGUUGUUGCUUUUGUGCUUAAAGGAAACCAUGAUCCGCCUUGCAGCUAAUUUCAAUCCAGGUAAACCCAACCCCAGGACUCCGGAAGUUGCUCCUGCCCUGAGCCCCGAUGCACUUAGUAUCUCACAGCAGAAGACUGUCCAGUUCGUUUUGCAGUUUGUAGUGACCUUGGGCAUCUGCCCCUAUCUCAUGCCUGGUGUUGGAGUCCCAUUGAGAUACAGAACUGAGUUUGGUGCCGUUGUUCAAGACGUGGUAUGUCUCGAUGCUGCCCCUGAUGCAACUCGGAGACUCUACACCAGCUGCAGGACCCUUCUGAAUGUUGCUCAGCACACAUCACUGGGGAGCUUGAUAUUCUGCCACCAUUUUGGGGAUAUUGCAGCAGGUCUGUGCCAACUGGGAUUCUGCCCAACCAAAAGCAAACUACUAACACCUGCAGAAGAGGUUCUAACUGAAGAGGAGAGAACCCUAUCCAGGGUGGCCUUGAGAGACAUGUUGGAUCAAGUCUAUCAGCCCUUAGCAGUCAGGGAACUACUUAUCCUCCAAGGAGGACCACCCCAGUCCUGUACAGAUGUGAAGACACAGCUGAGGAGUCGGGCCCCAGCUUGGCUUCGGCGUCUGUGUGGACAGCUGCUCUCUGAAAGGUUAAUGAGACCUAAUGGUGUUCAGGCAGUAGUCCGGGGCAUUUUGGAAGGAGCAGGUGCGGGGGCAGCUGGUGGAAGCGAUGCUGAGGCGAUGGCUGCUGACUGGAAGAAGUGUGACCUGAUCGCAAAGAUUUUGGCCUCUUGUCUCCAGCAGUCUCUUUCACCAGAGAGUUACUACAAGGACAUCUGCCCUCAGGUUCUGGAUUUAUUUCACUUUCAAGAUAAAUUGACAGCACGACAAUUUCAGAGAGUUGCCACCACUACCUUUAUAACUUUGUCAAGAGAACACCCACAAUUGGCAGCAAAGUAUUUGCUCCAGCCAGUGUUAGCUCCUCUUCAUCGAUGUUUGAACACAGCAGAGAUUCCAGAGAGUUACAGGGUACCAGGAACUAUUUUGGUGACAGAAGAAGAACUUUGUAGAUGCAUUGAGGAUGUGUUUAAGGUGUACGUGGUUGGGAAUGAACCUUUAACAGUUUUGAUGGAUUCUCUGCUUCCAGUCCUGGGAGUUCUUUUUCUUCUCUACUGUUUUACUAAGCAGAGUGUAUCUCACAUAAGGUCACUUUGCCAAGAGAUCUUAUUAUGGAUUCUGGGGAAGCUGGAAAGGAAGAAGGCAAUUGCCAGCCUGAAAGGAUUUGCAGGGUUGGACAAAGCUGUGCCCUCUCUCCAUUCUCUGUGUCAGUUUAGAGUCGCCACUCAAGGUGGCAUUAUGAUUACCAUCAAAGAGGCCAUUAGUGACGAAGAUGAAGAUGAAGCCCUGUACCAGAAGGUAUGCUCAGAGCAGGACCGGGUGGAGCAUCUUGGGGACUUGCUGUCUCUCUGCCAAGAAUGCGGUUUGGCAGGAGACUUCUUCAUCUUCUGUUUGAAAGAGUUGACUCAUGUGGCCACAGAAAAUGAAGCAGAGUUAAAAACUAAGCCCUUCUCCAGCAAGAGCCUCUUGGAAUUAGAGCAACAUCAGACUCUUCUUGUGGAAGGCCAAGAGCAGAAGCUGCUUGUCCUGCAGCUGAUGGUGGUUCUGUGCGAGAGAAUGUCUGAGCAGAUAUUUACAAACAUUACUCAGGUGGUGGACUUUGUAGCAGCAACAUUGCAGAGAGCCUGUGCAAGCUUGGCCCAUCAGGCAGAAAGCACCGUCGAAUCACAGACACUGAGCAUGUCCAUGGGGCUGGUGGCUGUCAUUCUGGGAGGAGCUGUUCAGUUGAAGUCAAGUGAUUUUGCUGUUCUGAAGCAGUUGCUGCCUCUGUUGGAGAAGGUAUCCAACACAUACCCUGAUCCUGUCAUCCAAGAACUCGCUGUUGAUCUCCGCAUCACCAUCUCUACCCAUGGAGCCUUUGCCACUGAGGCCGUCAGCAUGGCUGCCCAAAGUACAUUGAACAAAAAAGAUCCAGAAGGGAAAACAGAAGAGCCGCAACAAAGCAGUCAUGAAAGACACACUGAUGUAGCUCAUAGCCACCUUGAACAACAGCAGAGCCAUGGAAUAGCCCCCCAGACAGGUCUGCAAUCAGAUGCUCCAGUCACUCCUCAAGGAGUCAAUGAGCCCAGCACUACUAUAAGCGAGAAAUCUGGAAUCAUAACCACAGAACAGCUCCAAGAGGUUCUUUUAUCGGCUUAUGAUCCCCAAAUUCCAACACGGGCUGCUGCCCUGCGUACUCUUUCCCGCUGGAUAGAGCAGAGAGAAGCAAAAGCCCUUGAGAUGCAAGAGAAGCUUCUCAAGAUAUUCUUGGAAAACUUGGAACAUGAAGACACUUUUGUAUAUCUAUCUGCAAUUCAGGGGGUUGCCCUGCUCUCAGAUGUCUAUCCUGAGAAAAUCUUGCCGGACCUGUUGGCUCAAUAUGACAGCAGCAAAGACAAGCACACACCAGAGACCAGAAUGAAGGUCGGGGAAAUCCUAAUGCGAAUCGUCAGGGCGUUGGGAGACAUGGUCUCAAAGUAUCGAGAACCUUUGAUCCACACCUUCCUGAGGGGAGUGAGAGAUCCUGAUGGUGCUCACAGGGCUAGCAGCUUGGCCAACCUUGGGGAGCUGUGCCAGCGACUGGACUUUCUACUGGGCUCCGUGGUCCAUGAGGUAACAGCUUGCUUGAUUGCUGUGGCUAAAACAGACAGCGAAGUUCAAGUACGCAGAGCUGCCAUACAUGUGAUUGUGCUGCUGCUUCGGGGACUCAGCCAGAAAGCUACUGAGGUGCUGAGCGACGUCCUCAAGGACCUCUACCACCUGCUGAAGCACGUGGUGCAUCUGGAGCCCGAUGACGUGGCCAAACUCCAUGCCCAGUUGGCCCUAGAAGAGCUGGAUGACAUCAUGAAAAACUUCCUGUUCCCUCCACAGAAGCUGGAGAAGAAGAUCGUGGUCCUGCCUUAGACCUGGCUCGAAGGACAUGGAGGAGGCAGGCAGGGCCAGGCAGCCGGAGUGCCAGGCCUUCCAGCAGGUGGCCCUGCUGCCUCUUGAGUGCUGGCAGCAUGGCUGACCCUAGGAGUGGCUUUAUGGUGCUGGUCACUUGGGUCUUCAGGGUUCCUUCCUAAGGCAUCUGUUUAGCCCUCCUGUAUCCAGCCUGAAGGGUGUGCAGUUAAGAGAAAAAAAUGACAAAUCUCAUUACUCUGCACAUUUUUCACUGUCCUGUAGCAUUGAGAGAAGGAUGUCUACUUGGUGGAAGUAUAUUUUAACAUGACUGAUGGAAUUUGACUAAUUGCCCACUCUCUUGCAACUUGGGGAGAAGAGGUUGGCCACCCAUAUACCCAUAUAUCACCUAGCUCUGCAUUCUUUCAGGCUGAGAUUCUUCUUCCUCAGGAAAAUGAGAAGCAGAGCUGGUCACCCUUGGCUGCCCAAUUUCAGAGUAGGAGAUGCAGUUGGAGGUGGGGAGGGGAAGGAAAUAGUUAUUACAUAAUGCAAAAUGGAAUAAAAUUAUUUUGGAUGGAAA
Molecule: messenger RNA, 3924 nt
Organism: Saimiri boliviensis boliviensis (Bolivian squirrel monkey)
Lineage: Eukaryota; Metazoa; Chordata; Mammalia; Primates; Cebidae
Source: RefSeq, a predicted model, not a curated record